AUGUCGAAAGGACGCCCUCAUGAGAUGAUAGUAGUUGAUGAUUGGCUGAUUCGUGUGACUCCCGAAGCGAGAAAAUGGAACGCGCCGAGACUCAAACGUAAGAUUGACAAAUUGCUCAGGAAGAUUGGCAACACGUCGCAGGUUGUUACUUUGGCGGAGGUCCAGAAGAUAAUAGACACCUCAGCAAAGAUCCAGGACAAACCCGUUUCUAAAACUCCACAGGGCAGACAUAUGCAGGAGGAAGAUGAAAUAACGCCGCCUGAGGCGGCCAUCAAGAUUACCAACCAACAGCCUACGCCUGAAACGAGCCUUGAUAGCGAAGCAAAGGCCGAGCUGCGACGGAAAGCCCUCGAUGCACCCGGCCUCAAGCAUGGGGUUCAGCAGAGUGGAACGACUGAGAAGGGAACAUCCGCUACACCAGUAGGAAGUCGUGACCAUUAUGACGAGAACUGGCUCAAAAACUGGCUCAUCCAAAACGACAUGGCAACCCCUGAUGACCUGAAGAUGGUUUCGUACCGCGGCUGGCGCAUUCAUUCGCCCAAGAUCACGCUCAUUCGUAUCAAAAACUUUCUGGCCGAUGAGGAUCUCGACCGCACUCUACUUUGGACGAGCCAAUGUAGUGAGAUCCUCCUCUACCUACAACAUCUACAGGAGAACGUAUACGAUGGGCAGGACUGGGGAUACGACCUUGACGAGGUCAUCAACAUGCUCCAGACACACUGGCUGUACGAGCAGCACCACUACAAAGAGCCGGAGCUCAUCCUCAGCUUUGAACCGGUUGAACAUCCCAAACGGCUGCAAGCACCUCCCAACGCACCCAUCAUCAUCAUUACUGAUAGUGAGGAGCAAACGGGACCGCUCAAGCCGCGAUACUUACAACACCGCGUCCCUGAAUCGGUCCAUGAUGUGGACUUUCAGAUCCCCGGCCCCCUGCUGCGCACCCGUUUUCUGACCUGGUUCCGAGAGGACCUGACGCGCCUGUGGCACUUUGAUGACCCGGCGAGGCCCCUUGUCGGCGGCAUCGGCUCGGGCGCUCGCGGAGACAGCAUGUUUGAGUAUGGCUACAACCCAGACUUCAACUCAGCCGAGGUGGCCGACGACCGAUUCGUCAAGUGCAUGUCCCUGGGCACUUCCGAGACGGCCCGCACCCUUCGCGAGGAGUCCAACUUUUACCUGGCCCACAAGGACUUCAUUGUGGGCAAAGAGGGAGUCCUGUUGCCAACCGGCCACGCCGUGCGGCGCUUUGCCGACUUCCGCGGCGCCAAGAGGGCCGCGCUGCAGCAGUGCAUCGAGCACUUUGGGAUCGUUGACGGCGACGUCGAUGCCGCGGACGCCGGCGCGGAGCACUUCCGCAAGCUCGUCCUGCCGACGCCCUGGCGCGAGAAGGAGCGCAUCCGGGCCGAGGCGCAAAAGAUCACCGUCUUCCCGCCGCUGGCGCUCAAGGAGCCGCCGGCUGGGGAGAAGAUUGACCCCUUUGGGUUCGUGUACUGGCACGACCAGAUGCUGCGGAACCACGAGGAGCGCGCGCGCAACGUCAUACCGAGCAUGCAACAGGGCCACGCCAAACGCUUCGCCGCCGACAAGCUCUCUGUCUUGCCGAGCUGGAACUUCAUGGGUCCGUUCAACCCGACCCUCGUUGAGGUCGCCAACCGCAGGGCGCCACGAAAGCUACUCGAUGAUAUACUCGAGAACUUUCGCCUCGGCUGUGAGGUUGGAAAGCCGGCGCAGGACGUCUUAGACGAGCUCGACCGGCAGAAGAAAGACCUACCAACUGGCGAAGCGUAUCGUCCCAUCUCGCCCGAUGACCACCACUGGAUGAGAUUUGUCGUGGGGCCAUCGACAAAUGACCUGCUGAUGGAGGAGAUCAAAGACAACUUCGAGUACUGGCGAUUUGACGUCUUUAGCGAGCGCCUGCAGGUACUGCUCAACGAUCCCUAUGAAGACGCAUUGCUCGCAAGGGCGGGCCAGUACAGGACGUUGGAGCAGAUAUGCCAUGAGAUCAACAGCUUCGCGGCCACCAACCCGCUGCAGGAGGCGCUGUAUUCGAAAGAAGAGGCGGAAGAAUACUGCGACUAUUUGGUCUCGACAGGUCGACUCUCGCAGUCCCGCAGCGGCAAGGACAAGUCGAUCCUCUUCGGCCGCCCAGAGCUGCCUUAUCAUCCGGAGCUCCGCAUCAACUUUUACGUGCCCUCUAUUCACGUCAACCCCCUCUUCCCGUCGCGGCCAGAACAGGAACUGCCGGCGCCAGAGGCGCCCCUCCUCGACUGGAAGGCCGCUCUCGUCGCUGCUCUGCCGCUGAUCGCCUCAUUCAUCGAUGCGUCGGGCCCAUCGCACGAGGAACGCGUCUCCCUGGCUUACCGCACCCUCGCCUACCGCCUCGGCAGCUGGACCGUCAUCUUGGAGGGCGAGGUCGAGACGGCAUACGCAGAACUCAAGGCUCAAGGUGCGGACCAGGGUUUCAGCAUCCCGGUGGACCGGUACCGCGUCCAGAUCGAUGACCUUCACGGUAUUUGGCGCCAGGAGGUCACGUCACAGGUUGAUGAAGUCGGCGCCGUCAGCUACGCCAGCGUUGCGAAGGCGGCAGAUCCCGGAGCGGCGCACAACUGGGAAGACUGGGCAAGUGGCACGUGGCAUCCCGAAGCCAUCGAGGCUGUCCGCACAGGGCUGAUCAAGGAGCUCUCGGAUGGAGACAACAUGCUCUGGCCUGUGAGGCCGCGGUGGGAAGGGGAGCCUGGCAAGGAGACGAUGACGCUGGCGAGGGAGGAUAUCUGGGACUUUGGCCGUCAGGGCGUCAGAGGCGGGAACAAGCAGAAGAAGCAGUUCUUCAGCCUUGACAAGUGGCCGCUGCACCUCCAGAGCGAGGUGACGCAGAGGAAGAUUCGCGCAUCAGGGCCCAAUCCCUUGCCGCCGCGACAUGACGAGAACGACGCGGGCAAGGGGAAAAGUAAAAAGAGUACAUCACGGGGAGUGAAGGCGAGCGUAACUCUAGAAGAUGAGACGGCUGUCGAAACGGGGGUUCAAGAUACGGAACCAGCCGUAGUCGAUAGCUCAGAAGAUGAGCUUGGCCUGAAACUACACUUGGCGGCCGAUCCAAAGCGGCAGUUCAUCGCCGACGUGUCUGGCUACCGCAAGGGUGACACGCCACGGCAAAAGGCAGCAGUUGACGAAGCUAUAUUGGACGAGAUGAGAGAAGGCAAGUGA
Molecule: messenger RNA, 3201 nt
Organism: Verticillium dahliae VdLs.17
Lineage: Eukaryota; Fungi; Ascomycota; Sordariomycetes; Glomerellales; Plectosphaerellaceae
Exons: 3
Coding region: 1-3201 (1066 amino acids)
Source: RefSeq, a predicted model, not a curated record